Molecule: messenger RNA, 694 nt
Organism: Quercus robur (English oak)
Lineage: Eukaryota; Viridiplantae; Streptophyta; Magnoliopsida; Fagales; Fagaceae
Product: anthocyanidin 3-O-glucosyltransferase 6-like
Exons: 1
Coding region: 135-659 (174 amino acids)
Molecular function (GO): UDP-glycosyltransferase activity
Source: RefSeq, a predicted model, not a curated record
AUUUAACAUUGACAUCAACCAAUCUUUCUACUGAGGUAGGUUCGUAAACUUGGGCAAAUCCAAGUCACUAUGGAUAUCUUAUUAGUAUGAAUGCAUGCCAAUUUUUUGUUAUUGGUGCGGCUUAUUAAACCACGAUGACAAGGAUUGCAAACUCUGGAUCGAUAAAGGUGGCGCAUUAUCAAAGGAUGAGCAACAAUACAGAGCUUGGCUGCGGACCGCCAUGGGAAACCUCUGACAACCCUAGGAUUGGAAAGAUCAUUGGAUGGGCUCCACAAGUGGCAAUCUUAUCACAUCCUGCAAUUGGAGGCUUUGUAUUGCAUUGCGAGUGGAAUUCAAUAUUGGAAAGCCUUUGGUUUGGUGUGCCAAUUGCUACAUGGCCACUCUAUGCGGAACAACAGUUUAAUGCCUUUGAGAUGGUCAAGGAGAUGGAAUUAGCUGCGGAGAUCAUGUUGGAUUAUCGAACAGAAUAUACUAAUAGCCAAAUUAUUUUGACUUCUGAGGAGAUUGAAAGAGGAAUAAAGCAACUAAUGGAGAAUGACAGCAAGAUUAGGAAAAAUGUGAAAGAGAUGACUAAAAAAGGUAGGAAGGCCUUGAUGGAUGGUGGAUCUUCCCACUUUUCAUUGGGUCGAAUACGGGAUCUUCCCACUUUUCAUAGAUGAUGUUAUUACAGAUAGUAUGCCAUGAACUUAUUGUG